This is a messenger RNA of Truncatella angustata, 2010 nucleotides long. RefSeq lists its product as uncharacterized. The record is from RefSeq and is a predicted model, not a curated record. Bases 1 to 2010 code for a protein of 669 amino acids. Gene Ontology annotation, biological process: carbohydrate metabolic process. The transcript is spliced from 3 exons. NCBI's taxonomy places the organism in Eukaryota, Fungi, Ascomycota, Sordariomycetes, Amphisphaeriales, Sporocadaceae.
AUGUCUUCGUAUCCACAAGUGACGUUCUCACGAACGACCUUCCAUGGACCUUCAGUAUUGAAGAACCGCAAAGAGACUAUCAGCAGAACGACGGUGAAGGCCCAGUUGGAGCAGCUACGGAACACCGGGAGAUACGACUGCUUCAAGCUACAAUGGCAUCCGAUCUAUGAUGAUCACUCCACAUGGCCAGUCCCGAAGAGCUUGUUUUGGGAUAGUGACGUUGGGAAAUGGAUUGAGGGUGCUUGUUACUCUCUGGUCCAUGAGUACGACGCUGCGAUUGACGCUGCCGUUCGUGAGCUUGUGGAUAUGAUCAGGAGUGCACAGCAGCCUAAUGGGUAUCUCAAUGUUUACUUCACUGUUGUGGAGCCCCAGGCGCGUUGGUCCAAUAUUAGAGAUCAACACGAACUCUAUAAUGCCGGCCAUCUCAUUGAGGGUGCUUUGGCACAUGAGAAUUACUACAAGAAUGGGCUACUAUUAGAGCCGAUUGUAAAGUAUGUCAAGUUGAUCCGCUCAGUCUUCGGGCCAGACGCGCAACAGCGUCAUGCAUAUCCCGGUCAUCCUGAGAUCGAACUUGCUCUUCUUCGAUUGUACUCGGAAACGAAGAAUCAGGACGCUUACGACCUUGCGCAGUACUUCAUAGAGGAGAGGGGUAACUCAACAGGACAGAAUGGAAUGCUUUACUACGACUGGGAAGAAAAGCAACGUGGUGACACACCUUGGAAGCGACCAAAUGCAUACCCCAUGUCUCACAGCCAUUGGUACAAUCAGUCGCAUACCCCAAUUUUGCAGCAGAAGACUGUAGAGGGCCACGCAGUACGCGCUAUGUACCUCUAUACAGCUGUAGCUGACCUUCUCCACCUCGACCAUGUUGGCCUCCAUACUUACAAGCAGAAUCAUGAAUAUUUCAAUGCACUGCAGACGCUCUGGAAUAAUAUGGUGGACAAAAAGAUGUAUCUCACAGGAGGUAUUGGUGCCAUGGAGCAAUGGGAAGGUUUUGGCCAAGAUUAUUUUCUACCUCAAGGCUCCGAUGAAGGUGGUUGCUACUCUGAGACUUGUGCAUCUAUAGGCGUCAUGAUGCUUGCUGAGAGGCUGCUGCAUUUGGAUCUUGAUUCAAGAUAUGCCGAUGUUAUGGAGCUUCAACUAUACAACACCGUGAUGACAGCGAUGAGUCUAGAUGGAAAAGCAUUCACUUAUGUGAAUCAGCUAGCAAGCUCAAACAAAGACAAAAGCGCUAGGGAGACUUGGUUUGAAUGCUCCUGUUGCCCACCGAACUUGAUGCGCUUGUACGGAUCGCUUGGUGGUUAUCUAUGGGACUUUGGGCAAGAAAACGACAGCGCAUUCGUCAAUGUUCACCUGUACACCACUGCACAGGUGCAGUUCGAGGCCAGUGGCGAAAAAGUCGAACUUAUACAAGAGUCUAAUUGGCCGUGGGGCGGCAUUGUUUCUUUCAAACUCAAGUCAACAACACCUGUCAUUACGAGGCUCCGGAUCCCCUCCUGGUCUGAAGGAAACUACAAGGUAUGCUUGUCACCUCCCCUCAACGAUACGUCGGUCACGAAGGGAUAUCUCACUUUGCCGGCAUCAUACACGUCUCAAAAUCCUUCAUUUAUAAUUCACUUUGGAGGGUUUGAACCUCGUUUCAUUUCUCCGCAUCCUUAUACGAACCAGAACACUCUCACAUUGGCUCGUGGCCCCAUCAUUUAUUGUGUCGAAGAUGCUGACAACACUUGGGAAAAGAACCAUUUUAAGGAUAUCACAAUAUCGGCCAAAGCUCGAGUAUUGGAAGAGAAACGUGACUGUAUAGGCGAGAGUUUCGUUGGUCUACGCUCGACGGGAAGAGUACGGCGACUAGACACGUGGACCGGCAGGCAGGCAGGUUUGGAGCCCGGAUCCAGCGGCGAAGUCAGUGCUUUAGCGGACGAGCGGGAGCUAGUAUUCGUGCCAUAUUAUCUGAGAGCUAACCGUGGCGAUGAAGGUCAUAUGAGGGUUGGUCUGGUUCGAAGUUCAUAG